CAUAUUCAUGUGCACCAUAUCAUCUACCAAAUCUAGCUUUAUUCUAAAGUAGCAAAAUGGAACUUCCCAUUCCUACACUAUGCUUUGUCCUUUUAAUCCUAAUUACUUCCUUUUUUGCAUCAACUAUACAAGCUGCAAACUCAAAUCUAUUCCGAGAAUAUAUUGGAGCUCAAUUCAAAGGUGUCAAAUUUUCAGAUGUUCCUAUAAACCCAAAUGUUAAUUUCCAUUUCAUUUUAUCCUUUGCUAUUGACUAUGAUACUUUAGCUUCUCCUACAAAUGGACAAUUCAACAUUUUUUGGGACAACCAAAAUCUUAGCCCUUCACAAGUUUCUUACAUAAAAAAUCAAAAUCCAAAUGUCAAAGUUGCUCUUAGUCUCGGUGGAGACACCGUUCAUGGCAAUUUGGCUUAUUUCAAUCCAUCUUCGCCCGAUUCAUGGGUUUCGAACGCGGUUUCUUCACUAACAAGCAUAAUCAAGAUGUAUAACUUAGAUGGAAUUGACAUUGAUUAUGAACAUUUCAAGGGAGAUCCUAGUACAUUUUCCGAUUGCAUUGGAAGGUUAAUUCAAACAUUAAAAGAUAAUAAGGUAAUUAGUUUUGCUUCAAUUGCGCCAUUUGAUACUGAAGAAGUUCAAAGUCAUUACUUAGCCUUAUGGAAGAGUCAUGAGAACAUUAUAGAUUAUGUUAAUUUUCAAUUUUAUGCAUAUGAAAAAAGUACCACGGUGGCACAAUUUAUUGAUUAUUUCAAUAAACAAAGCUUAAAUUAUAAUGGUGAAAAAGUGUUAGUGAGUUUUGCUAGUGGUGAUGGAGGUGGUGGAUUAGGACCAGGGAAUGGAUUCUUUGAUGCAUGUCGUAUGUUAAAGAAUCAGCAAAAGCUUAAUGGUAUUUUUGUGUUUUCAGCUGAUGAUUCUAAGGCUAAUGGUUUCCCCUAUGAGAAGGAAGCACAAGAGCUUUUGGCUAGUCCUAAUUAGAUUUCAAUUAUCUUUUUGUUCACCCAUUAUUAUAUAAUUAAAUAAAGGGUUGAACUUGUUUUAAGUA
Messenger RNA from Trifolium pratense (red clover), 1035 nucleotides. RefSeq names its product chitinase 2-like. The coding region runs from base 57 to 968 and encodes 303 amino acids. Gene Ontology annotation, biological process: carbohydrate metabolic process. Gene Ontology annotation, molecular function: hydrolase activity, hydrolyzing O-glycosyl compounds. Lineage: Eukaryota; Viridiplantae; Streptophyta; Magnoliopsida; Fabales; Fabaceae. The record is from RefSeq and is a predicted model, not a curated record. The transcript has a single exon.